This is a messenger RNA of Impatiens glandulifera, 1920 nucleotides long. RefSeq names its product L-ascorbate oxidase homolog. The transcript has 6 exons. The record is from RefSeq and is a predicted model, not a curated record. The coding region runs from base 34 to 1671 and encodes 545 amino acids. Gene Ontology annotation, molecular function: oxidoreductase activity; copper ion binding. Lineage: Eukaryota; Viridiplantae; Streptophyta; Magnoliopsida; Ericales; Balsaminaceae.
CUUCAACUUCAUAUUCAUCAUUUACAGUUAACUAUGCCGCGUAAUUUAUCCGCCAUUGUUACCUUCUUCAUCGUCUUCCAAAUUUUCGCCACCGUUUUCGUAAAUGCAGACAGUCCUUAUAGAUUCUUCGACUGGAAUGUCACUUACGGAAACAUCUAUCCUCUCGGCGUUCCUCAACAGGGAAUUCUCAUCAACGGACAGUUCCCUGGACCUGACAUUUAUUCCGUCACAAAUGACAAUGUAAUCAUCAACGUCUUCAAUAGUUUGGACGAACCUUUUCUCCUCUCCUGGAAUGGAAUUCAAAACAGGAGGAAUUCAUAUGAAGAUGGAGUUAUUGGAACUACCUGUCCGAUACCUCCUGGAAAGAACUUCACCUAUAUUCUUCAAAUGAAGGAUCAAAUAGGAAGUUUCUAUUACUUUCCUUCUCUCGCUUUCCACAAGGCUGCCGGUGCUUUUGGAGGAAUUCGAAUCCUCAGCCGUCCUUUCAUUCCGGUUCCGUUUCCAGAUCCCGCCGAUGAUUUUACCGUCCUCAUCGGUGACUGGUAUAAGACGAAGAAUCACACGAAUUUGAGAACUAUACUGGAUCGAGGCAAGAAAUUACCUCUUCCUGAUUCCAUCCUCGUUAAUGGCCGUGGCCCUAACGCCGCCUCUUUCAACGUUCAACAAGGGAAAACAUACAGGCUUAGGAUAUCGAACGUUGGCUUACAAAAUUCGCUCAAUUUCCGCAUCCAAAACCACACAAUGAAGCUAGUAGAAGUUGAAGGAACACACACUAUACAGAACAACUAUUCAUCUCUCGAUAUCCAUGUAGGCCAGUCUUAUUCAGUUCUCAUUACAGCAGAUCAACCUCCUCGCGACUAUUCCAUUGUCGUUUCUUCAAGAUUCACGUCUAAAGUCAUCACAACCACAGCCAUUCUUCAUUACAGCAACUCAGCAGGGCCAGCCCCUGGUCCUCUCCCAGGAGGACCCACAAUCCAAAUCGACUGGUCUCUCAACCAAGCACGUUCAAUUAGGACUAAUCUAACCGCAAGUGGACCAAGACCCAAUCCACAAGGGUCUUACCAUUACGGUAUGAUAAACACAACAAGAACUAUUAGAUUAGCUAACUCAGCCGGGCCUGUGAAUGGAAAACAGAGGUAUGCUGUCAACAGUGUAUCUUUUGUUGGGACGGAUACACCGUUGAAAGUCGCUGAUUAUUUCAAGAUUGAUGGAGUUUUUCGAGUUGGAAGCAUAUCAGAUAAACCUCCUGGCGGUGGGUUAUUCUUGGAUCCAUCUGUUAUGAGUGUGGAUUACAGAUCUUUCAUCGAAAUUGUUUUUGAAAACAAGGAAGUCAUUGUUCAAAGCUGGCAUGUCUCUGGAUACUCUUUCUUUGUUGUAGGGAUGGAUGGAGGGACAUGGUCACCAGCGAGUAGAAAUGGAUACAAUCUUCAUGAUGCUAUUGCACGUAGUACUAUUCAGGUAUACCCGAAAUCGUGGACAGCUAUUUAUGUAUCUUUAGACAAUGUGGGAAUGUGGAACAUUAGAUCAGAGUUUUGGGCAAGACAAUAUUUAGGACAACAAUUUUAUAUGCGUGUGUACACGACUUCAACAUCUUUACGCGAUGAGUAUCCGAUCCCGAAGAAUGCUCUUCUUUGUGGAAAGGCGAGUGGAAGACAUACAAGAUCCCUUUGAGGGUCGUCCCGUGAACUUUUUAUUUAUUCGUUUUAACUUAAAAUGUAUGACCUUAACUCGAGGUCAAUGUUCUCUUUCACUUGAAGUUAUAUUUAUUAGCUUUGAGAAUUUGGUUAGUUCAGUUAUAAGAUAAAAAAAAAACUUAGAUAUUAUAUAUUGAUUACCAAUUUAUUUUAUUUUACAGUCAAAGUAAUAAAUUCAUGUUUCUUUUAUGGUCAUUUUUAAUCAAUAAAAUGGGUAUUUGAUUUU